AUGGGACUACAAAACCAGCUCGCAGACAUCUCCACGGAGUCCUUCCCAAUUUUAAUGGUAGCCCUCGUCGCCAACUGUGUAGGCUACAUCCGUUCAAUCCUCAUCGGAGCUUUCCAAGCCUUUGGCCUUUCUCUAGCCAUGUUCGACGUCUCCAAUCUGUACCAUGUCGACGACGCCUCUUGCGACGCUGUCGGGUCCGGCCUAACCGGAAUCAUUAUGCUCGCCGAGCAAUUAAAGCUGAACCGGGCCUUUUCUUACCGGCUUGCCGGUGAUGGUGCUGCGGGAUGCGGGUCGGGUUCGGGUUCGGAUUGCGUGGUGUGCCUGAACCGGUUGGGCGAAGGUGACCAUGUGCGCAAGUUAGCGUGCCGCCAUGUUUUCCACAAGGAGUGCUUCGAUGGUUGGCUUGAUCAUAUGAACUUUAAUUGUCCUCUUUGCCGGAUGCCCUUGGUCGCCGAUGAGUGCGUGGCCGUCACGAAGCGGCGCGUGACUGGUGAUGUUCUUGAAUGGUUCUCUUUGAGGGUAAUCGUAAUUUUGACUGAUAUAGCUGUGUCAAGAGAUAAAAAACCAAAUUUAGAGAAUCUUUCAGAAGUCUAG
Messenger RNA from Coffea arabica (coffee), 594 nucleotides. Its product is annotated as E3 ubiquitin-protein ligase RHA2A-like. The record is from RefSeq and is a predicted model, not a curated record. NCBI's taxonomy places the organism in Eukaryota, Viridiplantae, Streptophyta, Magnoliopsida, Gentianales, Rubiaceae.